UGACGCGAGCUCUUCUUACGCCUGAGCGCGCAUGGCCGAGGUCUUUCCGCAGGUCGUCAGCGUCAGGAAAGAUGCCGUCGACGCCGGGCAGCAGGGUCGUUGUCGAGGGGAGGAAGGAAGCGGCGCCGUGGUGUGGCGUGAGCGGUAGACCGCCUGGUGGAGGGGGUGCUGUUGCUGAUGUCUUUCUCGAACGGUCUGAUUCAGGAGCUACGGCGUCAUCUCUUGCAACGAGUUCGGGCAGGUUGUCACCCUCUUCCUUGGCGUCUUCGCAGUCUAUGUUGGCUAUCCAUCGCUGUAGGUUGCUAGACUGGUCCCCCAGCGCAGUGGUGGCGCUGGCGCCCAGUCUGGACGGAACAGCAGUGGCGGUGGCAAGAGAAAGCGGCCAGAUCGAGCUAUGGAGCACGGCGGCGGGCUCAGUUGGCUGGAAUUGUUUUUCCAAAAUUCCGGGCAGGAAGGAAGCGAGCAUCAGUUCGCUCGUUUGGUGUGAAGGUGGAAGUCCAUCUGGGAGGCUCUUCUCAGCGGGUCUUGAUGGGCUGCUUGUCGAAUGGGACCUGUGUACUCUCCGCCAGAAGGCUGUGGUUGAUUCACUGGGUGGACCAGUUUGGGGGAUGGCUGUUGAGCCUACAAAUCCCCACACCACGAGGGGAAGAAAGAAAUCAAGGGCAGAAAGUAAUGGGAUCUGUGAGAAUGGCGAUGGCGAAAGUGACGCAUCUGAUGGAGAGGAAGGACAUGACGAUGAUGAUGAUGACGAUGGCGAUGCCACGUGCGUGAAUGACGAGGGGCCGAGGGUUCAACGAGUUGCUGUUGCCUGCGAUGAUGGACGUGUACGGCUGUAUACUGUGGAGGAUGGAACCGAUGGCAUGACAUUCGAGCGAUCUCUGCCUCCUGUUACGGGGCGAGUGCUAUCGGUUGCGUGGGCCACAUCAGACAAGCUGUUCGCUGGAGGGGCUGACGGGUGCAUAAGGUGUUGGAAUGUAAUAACCAAGAGGGAGGUCUUCAGGAUCACCGUUGGUAUUGGGAGUCAGAAAAGAGAGAACAUCUGUGUAUGGGCACUACUUUGGCUGAGGAGUGGCGUGCUGGUGAGCGGUGACUCAACAGGAAGCACUCAAUUCUGGGAUGGCAAAAUGGGUACUCUUCUUCAUUGUCAUAGACGGCAUCAGGCCGAUGUUCUAGCUCUUGCUGCUACGCCAUCUCAUACAUCUGUCUUUGCAGCGGGUAUUGACGGACAGGUAGUUAUAUAUCAAGAGAUUAGCAACGAGGUGCAGGAUGAGAAGUCGGAAAGAUACUCUGAAGACAAAGGCGAUCAGUUCAAGAACUGGGUGUAUGUGGGGGGCCGCCGAUCGCACACUCAUGACAUACGAGCUCUUGCAGUAUUCGUUGUUCCACAUUCACGAGCUGGUAUUGGAAAGCAAGGCGGGAUCGAAAGUGCGCGCAAUCUGAAAAGGAAGCUCUCCAUGCCCCAUCCUGUUGACAGUCGAUCUUGCACGGGUGCAACAAUGCUGAUGUCUGGUGGUAAUGACACGGAGCUGCGGAUUUAUCCAGCAAAUGCCUUUCUCUCAUUUGCACCUUUUAGCAUCUGUCCAGUACCAGAGCCACCAGUGAUACAAAUGGUAGCCGGAGCUAUGCGUACACAUCCAAUGCUCAUAUCACAGCACAAGGAGUGGGUUGAUAUCUGGGAGGUGAGAGGUGGCAGUAGAAUGUCCUUACGGGAGUUGGUGGAGAACAGGGCUCGUUCUGUGACUGCCAGCCCUGGUAGUGUGGCAGAUGACCGCAGUGAUAUGGAUAAUGUGGGGUCGGACAGGGACAUAGGCAGAGAAGCGCUUGUCGUAAGCAGUGGUAAUGGGGUGGUGCGAGAAGAUGGUGCCAAUGAUGGUAUUGAUGGAAAGAUUGGAUAUGGUGGUGAAGCUGGCGACCAGAGAAUACGGGCCAAUGGAAUUCCUCCGCGGUUGGUGGCGAGGAUAAAGUCUCGUGGAAGUGAUCAUAUUGUGUGCAGCUCUCUUUCUCCUGAUGGCAGACACGUUGCCUUCUCUGACAGGGUGAAGGUCAGGUUGUUUCGAUUAGAAAAGAGGGCUUCACAAGGUGGAAUGGAAGCUCCUAUGGUUAUCAUGAAACGCAGGUUGCCAGUGACUCUUCUGCCGGCACAGAAAAUAGUUUUCAGCGCGGAUUCCUCAAGGCUCGUGCUUGCCACUGCAGGCGGGUCUAUCCUGGUGGUGGAUGUGAAUCAGCCCUCACUGCUACAGAAACUUAGCCAGUCGCAGUUUGCAGCAGAUCAUGGAGAUGAGAGAUCUCCUGUGUGCCUGCUGUCUACAAGCCAAGAUGGACAAUGGAUUGCUGCAGUCAACGCGUCGGGAAGGGUGAAUGUGUAUAAUUUGGAAACUCUCAGACAUCACUGGUCGACGACAUCUCCAGAUGGUUCUCUCGUAACUGCCCUCGUAUUCCAUCCGGGCUCCGGAGCACUGAUCCUGGCGACGGCGAUGAACAAGAUCCAUGUGCUGGACGUUGAGGCAAGAUGUCUUGCUAACUGGUCACGGAUGAAUGGGAAAAAGCUCCCACGUCGAUUGCUUGAGAUGCCCGGUUGCAUCACGGGGUUGUCCGUUCCGCCAAAUGCCCACUCUGCAGCAGUAAUCGCAUACACCUCCAAGCAUAUGUGUGUGAUCGACCUGAGUAAGCCACUUCAGGAGAAGGGUGAAAUUGUGAAAGAGCAGAACUCUGCUCCGACAGCUGGACGUCCAGACGCAGGGUAUGCAGGCAAUGGUGCUCCGCCUGUCGCAGAAAACAAGAAUUUUGCAGUUGUGCGUUUGAAUCAUCGAUGCCUAUUUCUCGGCCAUCUCACAGAAGAUUCUGUGUUUUUGUUGGAGAAGCCAUGGGUUGACGUGAUGGCGAAGUUCCCGGCACCACUGUACAGGCACACGUACGGAACGUGAAAAAUGACCUCGCCUCCAGUGUUCCUGUUCCGAUUCUCAUCCACGUCUUUUUUUACGAGUGAGUGUCUUGAACCCCUUUCGACCCAUUUCACAGGAGGAGCAUUAUGCAAGUUGCUUGGGUAGUUGGAUGGGAGACCGAGAGUGAGAGGCAAUUGCCGCAUGAGUUGUUACGGAGCGAGCGGCAAGAAAGUGUAGCAUGUGUCGAAGGAACAUUGUGAAUCGGUUUGUGUGGUGUGGCAGAGUGGCAUUGUUGCAGCAUGCGUUGGUGGAAAGAAGCCCAUUAAAAACCAAGCAAGUUUUGUGUGCAGUAGUGAGUGGGUGAAGGGAGGGCAUCGGCGGGGAGGCGGGAGAGAAGAUGGCGAUGCAUGUCGGGAUAGGAACUGUAUUGAAGCGAUGGCUGAUUUCAUGUGUUCUCGACUGAUUGGUUAUGCCAAGCAAGUUUUGUGUGCAGUAGCGAGUGGGAGAAGGGAGGGCAUCGGCGGCGAGGCGGGAGAGAAGAUGGCGAUGCAUGUUUCAGGAUAGGAACUGUAUUCAAAGCGAUGGCUGAUUUCGUGUGUCCUUGAUUGAUUGGUUAUGCCAAGCAAGUUUCGUGUGCAGUGGUGAGUGGGUGACGGGAGGGCAUCGGCGGGGAGGCGGGAGAGAAGAUGGCGAUGCAUAUCGGGAUAGGGACUGCGUUCAGCGCGAUGGCUGAGUUCAUGUGUCUUUGAUUGAUUGGUUAUAUGCCAGGCUCUUGGGGAACAGGUGAUGAUGAGGAUGUCUUUCGAAAAUUCUCGGAAGCGAAGUGCUGGUCUUCUUUCGACGAGCACGGUUGUUCAGAGUUUGGGUGAGUUUUGCCAUGGGGGAUUUUAUAGUGGUGGCUAUUUUUCAAGAGGAAUUGUAGUUGAUGAGCAUGAGUUGAAAAAGUUUUCCAGAGAGGAGCCACAGGCUGAUUUGAAGUGAAAAGGAGUAUACCCUUGGCCCAAUUUUGAGGAAGAGGCUUCUGUUGCUGUCCGCUUCUCUGUCUGAGUUGCAUAACUCAUGACACUCUGCACACGUUACGUCGUCGUAAGUGUUUCAGAAUAAGGUGCCAAAUGUCUGCUGUGAUAGCAAAAGCGAUUCGU
Chara braunii is the source of this 4024-nucleotide messenger RNA. Lineage: Eukaryota; Viridiplantae; Streptophyta; Charophyceae; Charales; Characeae. The record is from the annotation of a GenBank genome assembly.